This is a messenger RNA of Hirsutella rhossiliensis, 573 nucleotides long. RefSeq names its product reverse transcriptase (RNA-dependent DNA polymerase) domain-containing protein. The coding region runs from base 1 to 573 and encodes 190 amino acids. The transcript has 4 exons. Lineage: Eukaryota; Fungi; Ascomycota; Sordariomycetes; Hypocreales; Ophiocordycipitaceae. The record is from RefSeq and is a predicted model, not a curated record.
AUGAAGUUGCCGCCUCACCGGCCAGGUGUGGACCACGAAGUCAACUUGCAGCCUGGCAAGAACGGCAACGAGCCGCCCUACCAUGGGGACCGCUCUACAACAUGGUUCAUCCGAGCGAGUAGCUCGGCUGCCGCAGCGCCGGUGCUGUUCCGCGACCGAUAUCCACUACCACUCAUCGCUGAAACAUUGCAGAACCUGGCCAAAGCCAAAUGGUUCACCAAGUUGGAUGUCGUGGCCGCAUUUCACAAGAUUCGCAUGGCCCCGGGGCAUGAGUGUAAGACAGCUUUCCGCACAAGGUUCGGGCUCUACGAGUGGCUCGUGUGCCCCUUCGGCCUGAGCGGAGCCCCUGCAACGUUCCAGCGGUACAUGAACAGCGUGUUGCGCGAAUGGCUGGACGAUUUUGUCACCGCAUACCUGGAUGACGUCCUGAUCUACUCGAGCGGUUCGAAGGCCGACCACGAGGCCAAGGUGCGACAAGUUCUCCAAGCACUUGCCGACGCUGGCCUGCACCUGGAUCCAGCGAAGCAAGGGAAUCGCUUGGGAUCCGAGAAGCAGCGCGCCAUCCGCGAAUGA